This is a messenger RNA of Bolinopsis microptera, 2069 nucleotides long. RefSeq names its product phosphatidylglycerophosphatase and protein-tyrosine phosphatase 1-like. NCBI's taxonomy places the organism in Eukaryota, Metazoa, Ctenophora, Tentaculata, Lobata, Bolinopsidae. The transcript has 3 exons. Bases 768 to 1316 code for a protein of 182 amino acids. Gene Ontology annotation, biological process: protein dephosphorylation. Gene Ontology annotation, molecular function: protein tyrosine/serine/threonine phosphatase activity. The record is from RefSeq and is a predicted model, not a curated record.
GAAUGAUGAAGAUAUUCGUAGAACACUUGGCAGUCAAGUUGUCUCUGACACUUGACAGUCACGUUGACUCCUGACUCUGGAACAGUGAAAUUUGAGAACAUUAUACGAGUUUGACAGUGAUGACUAAACAGAAGUUAACUGGAUGAAGAAUACCAUUACUAAUUAAUGUAUAUGAUAUAUUAACACAGUGCAUAUAGUUUAUGACAAAUUUGUACUUUACUAAUGACUGUUUUACUCCACCAAUGACUGUUCAGUGUUUAGUAGGCGUGUUAACAUUCCUGCCGGUAACGGUAUGCAGACUCUAGCUCAGACAUAGGAGAUUCUUAUCGUGUUCCACCGACUGGUGAUAACAUGUUGUGUAUAACAAUCUUGUUUUUAUUUAUUUACAUGAAUCGUUAAUUGUAAUUUUAAAUUUUAAAAGGUAACGCCUACGAGUACGGUUGAUGGAAAUCUAGCGUCCGCCAACCGGCGCAAUUCUUGUUCGUGAUUGACUUAGCGAUUUUUUGCCUAUUCUGAAAUAUGAUCUGAACCCCUUUAAUUACUGCUGCCUAAUUGUGGUAAUGUUUCUCUCGUACAAAAUCAUUUCCAUUUUAAUAUUUCUUUAAACCGUCUUCAUUUUAAGGAUAUGUUUUGUUUCGUGGACUGUAUAAAGUGAACGUUGUAAACUAUCAUGCUAUAACUGGAUAGUCUUGUCGAUCUACUUACCAACAAUUCUGAGGAUACAGACAGGACGUGAUUAAGUGUUUUUGGAAAAUUUUUAUCCCAAAAUGGCUUUCCUCAUGAACUCCUCCUUCUUGAGAAAGGUAACCUUCCCAUUCCAGCUCAGAGCGUUAAAAAACUCUAUGAAAGGUGAAGAUUUAGACUGGUACAAUGCUGUAGACGAUACUGUUAUUUUGGGUGCUAUACCGCUGAGAAACAAAUCUUCCUGGAUCACUGAGUUGAAUCUUGGCGGAGUUCUUUCACUGAACGAACUACACGAAAACAAGAAGACCUUCACCGUGGCAGAGUGGGCUGAACACGGGAUUACAAACAAAAAGUACGACAUAGCGGACCACAUUGGAGCUGCAUCAGUCGAACAAGCUCACGAGAUGGUGAACUUUAUACUGGAACAGGAAGCUGCCAGUAAAACUGUGUAUGUGCACUGCAAGGCGGGUAAAGGACGCAGUGCUAGCGUGGUUAUGUGUUAUUUGUGUCAGAAACACAAGGUAUCCCCAGAGGAGGCGUUCAAGAUGUUGAAGGAGAAGAGAAAACAGAUCGACCUCGGGUCAAAACAGUGGAAUCUGGUCAGGAACUAUUGUCUUGAAUAUCAGGAGUAGGGAGGAAGAUGUAUUGACAGGGAAUAUAAUGGACUGGUCGAGUUGGAGUUGUUUUUUGUUUUUGGCCGUUAUUGAGCCAAAUAUUAUUUGUGAACCAGCCUAGUGAUGGUGCUUACGGAGAUUACUCUGAUCAAAAUGAGAUACUAAAUAAGCUAAUUGGUGUAGUUGUGCACUAAUUAGAACUGUACAGUCUUCUUACCAAAUAUUGUAGAUGUAGAGUUGUAGAUGUAGAGUUGUACAUGAUUUAUUAUUUGAAGUUAAUUGCUUUAAAAUACUGAUUUAUCGUUGAUUGUCUAUAAUACGAUUUGUAUUUUGAUUUUUCUAUUUACGGGUUUUCUAAACAAUUUUAUCUUAUUUGAGAAACAUAUAGAUUAUAGGUUAUAAGUUUCGUAAAUAAACUAUAAGGUUGCAGUUUUUUUUCUCUGAGACAAAGUUAGAUAGAUUUAUCUUUGAUGAUUGCCUAGAAAGGAAACUUGAGCUUUAAAUAUGUCCAAAAUUGUAAACCUGAACACUCAAUGGUCUAAUAAGACAUAAAUAUUUUUAAAUAAAUUAUCACAAUAAUUUACCACUCCCUAAACUCUAAUGAAAUAUAAACGAAGUAUGUUGAGGAGAGAAAAGUGUCAAUAAUCCUGUGUUUUUAAGUUACUUUUGGUUUAUUAGAUAUUAAAGUCAGAUUGUUCUAUUCUCUGGGAAUGGAGAUUUUUGUUCAUUGUAAAUUGAUUACUAUUGCCUAUUUUACAUCUUCCAUUUUGU